Brugia malayi is the source of this 2607-nucleotide messenger RNA. RefSeq lists its product as uncharacterized. NCBI's taxonomy places the organism in Eukaryota, Metazoa, Nematoda, Chromadorea, Rhabditida, Onchocercidae. Gene Ontology annotation, molecular function: protein binding. Bases 1 to 2607 code for a protein of 868 amino acids. The record is from RefSeq and is a predicted model, not a curated record. Gene Ontology annotation, cellular component: anaphase-promoting complex. The transcript has 16 exons. Gene Ontology annotation, biological process: positive regulation of mitotic metaphase/anaphase transition; anaphase-promoting complex-dependent catabolic process; protein K11-linked ubiquitination.
AUGGCAGAGGAUUUGGUUCAUUCUAGCUUCAGCUUAGAUGAGGCAUUCAGUUUCGUUUUCGAUAAUUCACCUGGUGAACCGGUUACACCAUUUCGGCUUGCCAUAUAUCUUCUUAUACGAGUUUUGGAUACAAAUCAUCGAUUAAAGCCAUUUACACACAAGGAGCACUAUCAGUUAUCAUCAUUGGUAUAUGAGCUUUUAAAUGCAGUUAAUUUAAGCUUUCCGGAAACAAUUGAUAUGAUAAUGGCACCAUUGCAAGAAGUUUCAUUAAAUUUAUUUUUGGAAUUUAUGGCAAAAAUAGAUAGUCAUCGUGGGAAUGUGGAAAUACUUAUCCGUCGUGAUGAAUUGUUUUAUCAACCUCGGAAACUGGAUCGUUUGGGACAGCCAUUCGCUUUGACUAAAAGUCUUAUUGGCAUUUUUGUUCGCAAGUUGGCAGUCACACAAGCUUGUCAAAGUGUCACGCAAAUUCAGCGAUCACAUAAGCAGUGGUUGGAAUGGUUGAAUGAUUCUCGUCCCGCUGCUCGUAGUGAUCUUUUUGGUGGUUAUGCUAAGAACAUAUCUAAAUUGACCGCUUCUGCGUCAUCUGUAUCAGGUGAUACGCAUUUGGCUCCUCUUAUAGAUGAUAUAACGCAUUUGAGAGUUACACCAAUUAAAGACAAAGCUACAAGAAUGAGUGAAGAAUUUUUGAAAGCAUCAAUAUCACCAGCGAAUAGAAAGAAAAAAACAGUCAAAAUUGACGAUGAAGAAAAGCACUGUAGGAGGAGUCUUUUCAAUGUUAAUACAUCACUACCAUCUACAACACUCUAUGAAUUACAGCAACAUCCUGGUGCACAACCACAAUUAACUGAGCUACUUUCUUCAAGUAGAGCUCGAGCUCUUAUCAGUCGACAGUUGCAUGCAUUGCAUGUUUCACCAGAUGAUGCAAUGGAAGAAAAACAGCUCAGGGCUGCAUGUGAUUUCAUCAAGAAGCAUUAUCCUGAUUUACCGCUUGUUCAUUUAGUUGAUAUGAUGAAUGCAAUACGAUCUCAUAAUAUAUUUGAAGCUGGUGAAGCAUUGCAACAGUUCUUUGAUUGGACGGCUAUACGCAUUAAUGAAACGAAUAAUAUAAACCGUUCAAUUACGGCUACCGAUCAACGUCCGUUACGUUAUGCACCUCUAUUGCAUGCACGACUUGCUCGAAUUUUCGGAUAUAAGGAUCAUGCUCGUCAUUUUCUCUCCGAAGCAGUACAUCAAGCGCAAACCAGUCACGAUUUAGUUUGUUUACGGUUAGCUGAAGUUGAACAAGCUGCAAUCGAUGCAGAUGAAGAUUUAAAUCCAUCUGGAGAGAAUGAUUCAACUGAUGAAUCGAAAACUCAUUUUAUUUCGGCUGCACUUCUUGCAUCAAUGUCGAUUGAUAAUGGUGAAACACAGGAAACAACAGAGGAAGAUGAUAAGAUCAAAGCUGAAGAGGCUGAUACACGAGCAUUUAUUAAGCAACUCAAUGAUUGUGCUACAUUACAAAAUUGCAUUAGUCUAGCAAAAUCAGCUAAUGACCCAAAAAGUAUGGUAAAGGGAUUACAAGCAUGUGCUGGUGCUGAUUAUGGUGUUGAUCGAGAAUCUCAAUCACGUCUUGUGAAUGAAGCUGCCCGUGUAAUUUCUGCAACAAUAAAACUUGCAAAUGGUUUCGUCGAUUCAGCUAUUAGCGAUUGCAAUCGUAUCCUCUAUUUUAAUCCAGGUGAUCAGUGGUGUCAACGAUAUGAUACUGAAUCUCAUGUAAUUGCUGCUGUAAAUAUCGCUUAUGCUCAUGCUUUGAACGGACAGUUUGAUGAGGCACGCACAGUGGUGAAGAAGUUGAAGGUGCGAUUUACGGAGAAAAACAACUGGCAGUGUGCCUUUCACUGGAAAUUAUGUGAAUCGUUGAUUGAAUAUGAUCGAGCUUUCUUCUUUGGUGACUGGAUUGCUGCUGAUCAGUGGCUUCUAAUAAUUGAACAAUUAGCUCCUCCAGAAGCCGAUUUGAGGAAAGCCAUUUUGGUUCACUCCAAAGGUGAUCUUCAGGAAGCAAUAAAUAUAGCGAGAAGAAAUGUUGAGAGAGUGAAGAAUUCAAAAGAUUUAAGACUAAAGCUAAGGUGUGAUAUAACAUUAGCAAUGUUAUAUACUUCAAAUAAUUUGGAGCAUGUAGCGCUAUCAAUUUUGGAACAAUGCAAAAACCUUGCACAUAAGCAUUCUCUAGAUACAUUUCAUGCAAUUAUCAUGCGACGGAUUGCUUACAUAGAUGUAAUGGAGGGACGAUUUGAUGAAGCAUUAACGAAAAUUGAAAAUUGUGAAUGGGCUCUUAAAAUCCGAUGUCAGCCUUUGGAAAAUGCAUUUUUACAUAUGACUACUUUCACAGUGUAUGCACAAAAAAGUGGCACGUCAUCAGAUACAGUUUCACAACAACUCAAUGCAUUAGCUGCAGCACGUCGAGAGUUUCGUCGUGCUUCCGCACCACUUCUUGAAAAAGUUGUUCUCGUUACUGCCGCCAAAUUAUUUGAUAGUUGUAAACGAACUGAUGAACGUGAUGAAUGUGCAGCAUUAUUUUGUGAUAUGGAAGAACAGUACCCAGGGAAAAUUGAUUGGACAGUUUUAUGA